GGUUCCUGCUCUUGGCUUUACCAACCGAAGCCAUGUCCCUCUGCUUGGAUCUCUGCAGAACUUCCAGCCUUCAGGAAUUUGGGCAGAGUGGCACCGACAUCACCAGCAGAGGCUGCAGCGACUGACACUCCCUUCCUAGGCAAUCUUGUGACUCAGAGCAGACCCAGCUCCACUUUUAAAAAGGAAGCAACACUGAAGACCCACAGGAGCACAGCACCCAAACCCAGCAGUAGGGCUCAUCCCUCUAUAUUGCAGAUGGUCUUUCCUAGUGGACAGAGCCAGCAGUCUCAGCCGCCAUGCUGCCUUUCACCUUCAUCCUCUUCCUUCUUCCUUCUGACUGUCUCCUGGGAGGACAUGGUGACCUCGGGCAGAAACUGAAAGAGUUAAAGACCGAAUUUGCAGUUCGCCUCUACCAGAGCUUGACAGGAAGUGGAAACAGGACGAACUUGGUCAUCUCUCCAGCCAGCGUGUCUAUCCCUCUGGAGAUACUGCAGUUUGGAGCCCGAGGAAACACCUGCUUGCAACUUGAAAGGGCCUUGGGGUAUACAGUUCAUGGCAAACGGGUGCAUGAUUUCCUGCGCACUGCUCAGGCAGCAGCUAGCCCUUCCAGCCCAGGGACCACCAUUCAGCUGAUGUGUACCUUUUUUGUACAAACGGGAACUCAUCUCUCCUCUCGUUUCACUGAGCACAUCUCCCUGUGGGCCAACAGCAGCCUGUCAACAAGUAACUUCAGUGGACCUCACAGGACAACGGCUCAGAUCAAUAGGUUUGUUGCAGAUGAGAAAUCUGGAAAUGUCUCCUUGGAAAGGAUCUAUUCAGCACUUGCUCAGAUUGCCCUAGUGAGCACCAUGUCUUUCCAGAGCAUUUGGCACAAGAGAUUCUCCUUCACAGACACCCAAGUGUUGUCCUUUACUAGCAUGGAAGGUCUCAUCCUCAGAGUGCCCAUGAUGUACCAGUCUGCUGAUGUCAACUACGGCCAGUUCCAAAUCACAACUAAUGGACAAGUUGGGGUACUUGAACUGCCUUAUCGAGGAAGCUCAGUGAGCCUGUUCCUGGUACUCCCUUGGAACAAGACAAUCCCUCUGGCUCUACUUGAGCCACACCUCACUGCCAGUGCCAUUCACAUCUGGACAAAUAGCCUAAAGAGACUAAAGAUGGACGUUUUCCUGCCUAGGUUCAGGAUCCAAAACCACUUCAACUUAAAAGAUGUUUUAAGGCCUUUGGGGAUCACAGAUCUGUUUGAUCCAUUCAAAGCUAACUUGAAAGGAAUUUCAGGCCAAGAUGACCUUUACGUUUCUGAUGCAAUCCACAAUGCCAGAAUUGAAGUUUUGGAAAAUGGCAUCAAGGCAUCUGGGACAACAGCUCUAUUGUUACUAAGAAGAUCAAGGACUCCAAUUUUUAAGGCAGACAGGCCAUUCAUCUUUUUCCUGAGAGAAUCGAAUACAGGUAUUUCGAUAAUUUCUUUAAAGGAAUUUCAUGAGAAAAACUACAUACACAUUAGGACUAGGCUCUCCAAUCUAAACAAGGGCUCACCUGUUUUAUUGUUUGAGUUAAUGUGUCACACAAUUAAAUGA
Molecule: messenger RNA, 1574 nt
Organism: Monodelphis domestica (gray short-tailed opossum)
Lineage: Eukaryota; Metazoa; Chordata; Mammalia; Didelphimorphia; Didelphidae
Source: RefSeq, a predicted model, not a curated record